Molecule: messenger RNA, 2553 nt
Organism: Cryptosporidium ubiquitum
Lineage: Eukaryota; Apicomplexa; Conoidasida; Eucoccidiorida; Cryptosporidiidae
Product: cullin domain-containing protein
Exons: 1
Coding region: 1-2553 (850 amino acids)
Biological process (GO): protein ubiquitination; ubiquitin-dependent protein catabolic process
Cellular component (GO): cullin-RING ubiquitin ligase complex
Molecular function (GO): ubiquitin protein ligase binding
Source: RefSeq, a predicted model, not a curated record
AUGGAAAUGGACCCAAUCCCCACAAACAUUAGUUUUAAUCCAUUUAGGAUUGAAUCCUUAAUCGAUGAAUAUACUGCAGUUUCACUAUAUAGGGGUAUUUAUGAAUGUCUAGAAUUGAUCAAAAGCGGAGAAACUCACAAAUUAAGUUUUGAAUUCUUAUAUAGAACAUGCUAUAGACUUACAAUAAACAACUAUGGUGGAAUGCUUUAUGGUGGCGUUUUGGAUUUUAUUAUUGAGAUGUUGGUUAAAGAAAGAGACUCCGAAAAUAUAGAUGAUAUUAUGAAUUUUUGGAGAACUUUUGAAAUGACAAUGGAUACUUUGCAAGAUGUUUUAAUGUAUUUAGAAAAAAAUUUUAUUAUUUCAAAUACAAAGGUUCCUAUCAAAAUUGCAGGCAUGUCAAUCUUUCUGAAGUAUUAUCUUUUUUCAAAUAACAGAAUUGUCAAUAUUAUAAAUAAUAUACUUAAACAAGUAAAUAACUUCAGAAAAUCAGGAGAAUUAAAUGAAAAUGGUUCAAAAGAGAUUAGAUUUGUUUUAGAACAAAUUUUGAAUCUUCCAUCUAUCGAAAUAAAUAUUAAAAAUUUACCAAUUGAUACAAUUGAUACAAUUAAAUUUAAUGAAGCUAGUUGCCACAGUACAAUUGUAGAGGACGAAGAAUUCAUUUCAUUUAAAUCAAAAGUCCCAGUAAUGAAUGGUAUUCAUGACAGCAAAAUAAUUAUUUUCACAUACAAAUUUAAUCACAAAGCAUCAGUUUUUAAUUGGAAGGACUUUGCUGUUUUCAAUCAAUUUUUUAUGCCAUCUUUUUUAAUUGAAUCACGAGAUUAUCAUGAAAAAGAAUUUGAAAAAGUUCAUGCUUUGGAUAAAGAUUCAAUUUCACAAAUUAGAAAUUAUUUGAAUAAAUGUGAAAAAAAUUAUAUGUUUGAAAAGAUGUUGGUCGAAAAUUUUUUAGUUUUUCAAGUUUGGGAUGAGCUUAUUAAAGAAAUGGAUAAAAUUUGGAUUUAUCAUUUUUUUGAAAGAUUCAUAAAUAACACUGUAUUUGAGCUUUUUUCUAUCGGAACUAAACAUGAUUUGCAACAAUUAUUUAAAAUUCUAAGUCGUGUACCGGAAUGUCUAGAAAAAUUGAAGAAUUUCCUAAAGCAAUUUUUCUCUUUGAGAUUGGAUAAAAUAUUUCCAUCUGAUGAAUUAUUUGUUAGUGACGGAUUUGAUAAAUUUCUUAAUGAAAUUCAAUUAUUUAAAAACCGAAGUGAAUUUAUUUUCAUCGAAUGCUUCAAAAACAAUAGUAUGUUUAACCAAGUUAUGAGCAUGUCUUUUGAAGAUUUUUUUCUCAAUAGAAACACCACAACUGCCAUAAAUUUGAUAGCAAGUGGAUUCGACAUUUUACUUAGAUCAUUCUAUACUAAUAAUCAAAUUGAUGAUAAUAAAAAACAUUUGGACAUCCUAUUCUGGUUGUUCAAGCAUGUUUCAAAUAAGAAUUUGUUCGAAGUUAAAUACAGAACUUUUCUUUGUAAGAGGUUAAUGGAAUUUACAGCAAACAAAAGGAGCAUGGAACACAAUGUAAUAAUAAGAUUAAGAGGAGAAUGUGGCCAUGGGUAUACAUUAAAGCUAGAAGGUAUUCUUGCAGAUAUAAUGCAAUCAGAAAUUUUAAACUUAGAGUUUCAAAAAAGUUCUGAAGUAGCUGAUGUUUCUAAUAGUAUUGUUAAUUACAACGUAAUAACCCCAAACUUUUGGAUUAUUCAUCCAUAUAUUAACUUUCCUUUAUCAAAUGAUUUCAAUUGCAAAUUAGAUAAUUUUUCACAAUUUUUUCAUUCGAAAUAUGAAAGAAGGAAACUUCAAUGGCAUCUUGGGGCAGGAAGUGCAAUAGUAAAUGUUAACUGUAGAAGACUAUCAAAUAAAAGUUUUAUUAUUGAGUGUUCAACUAUUCAAAUGUUUAUUUUAGAUAUUUUUAAUAGAUUUGACUAUAUUUCUUUUGAAGAAAUGCAGAACAUUAUUGGAUGUAGCGACACAAAUCUAUUAAAAAAUAACUUAUUAAGCCUUGCACUUGAAAAUAAACCUUCCUUGUUGAGUAUUAUUCCAAUAAUGAAAUGGAGAGAAACAAGAAUAAAUUUUAAUUGCAUAAAUGAAAAUAAAGGAACAUUCGAAUUUCCAGACUUAAACAUCAACCCCAAAAAUCACUUUUCCUCAAACGACUCAGUAAUAACUUCGAUUUCUUCCUCCGAUAUUAUAUGUAUUAACGAUAAUGCAAAUCCAGAUGCUAAUACUAUCAUCAAAUAUAAUUACGACUCCCUAGAACUUAAUUCUGAUAUUAAACAAAAUUUUGACUUAGAAAGUACUUCAGUACAAGAUAAAGGUUAUAUUAUCGAUUCAAUUAUAGUCAAGAUUCUUAAAAAAAACAAAACCCUUCAUAUUGAUGACAUUACCAGAAGGGUAAUCGAUCAUAAUGUUAUACUAUUGCAAGGGAACACCGAGCUUAUUAUUGAAAGACUAGAAAUGCUCUGCCAAAAAGAAUUUGUUUCUAAAGAUUUAUAUUCGCAAAAUCUAUAUAACUAUGUUCCGUAA